AUGUCGUCUAUUGGCAGGAGGAUUUCUCAGGUACUCGGACUCAUGGAAUCAAGCCCAAAGCCCUCAGACGAGCUUCCCUGGGAUCCUGACCAUACCAGCUUCCCUACCCGCAAAAAUCUCCCUGAUAUCCCAGGAGCUCCCAAAGACGCUGCUUGGGUAUGGGGUAAGGAUGAUAAUAUCGGGAGGUUGAAUCUACUCACUCCAGCCCGGGUCAAGGCAGCAGCCGCUGAAAUCAAAACCGGAGAAGUCAUCCCUCUGGAGUUGCCGUUUAACGUCCCAGAGACUCCAGGCUUUGCCCGGGAGAAGUUCGUGCAUACUAUUAAGACUAUCGUGGACGGUAUUGCCUACGAUGAUUUAUAUGAGCUGAAUACCCAGUUUGGGACGCAAUGGGAUGGAUUCAGACAUUUUGCUCAUUUGGCCUCCGCCAGUUUCUACAACGGUACAAAAGGAGAAGAUAUAGUUGGUCCAAAUGCAAACCAUAAAUGCAGCAUUCACCACUGGGCAGAGCACGGUAUCGCAGGCCGCGCGGUUCUACUAGACUACCGAUCAUACGCAAAAGCCAACGGGGUCGACUAUGACCCCUAUACUCCACAUGCAAUCACUUACGAGGAUCUCCGCAAAUGCGGAAAGGCCCAAGGCAUCGAUAUCCGACCAAAGGCGCAGGGUGGAGAUAUAAAAGUCGGUGAUAUCUUGUUGAUUCGGUCAGGAUGGGUGGAAAGCUAUCACGAGCGAACUCCCGAAGAGCGUACGGAGCUGGCUCUCCGACCACACAUUGCCGGAGCCGAUGAUGGACAAAAGUACGCUGGUGUUGCACAGGAAGAUGCGAUGCUUGACUGGCUGCAUGACUGCUACUUCGCUGCUGUAGCUGGCGAUGCCCCGGCCUUUGAGCGCUGGCCAACCCCUGUAUCAUAUUAUCUGCAUGAAUACAUUCUUGCCUUGUGGGGGAUGCCACUUGGCGAAAUGUGGGAUCUCGAGCGACUGGCGAAGAAAUGCCAUGAGACUGGCCGCUGGUUCUUCUUCUUGACCAGCGCCCCCUCCAACGUUCCAGGUGGAGUGAGUACUCGCGCAAAUACUACCGCUAUUUUCUAG
Molecule: messenger RNA, 1089 nt
Organism: Microsporum canis CBS 113480
Lineage: Eukaryota; Fungi; Ascomycota; Eurotiomycetes; Onygenales; Arthrodermataceae
Exons: 6
Coding region: 1-1089 (362 amino acids)
Molecular function (GO): arylformamidase activity
Source: RefSeq, a predicted model, not a curated record